UUUUUGGUUUUUCAAAAGUAUCACAUCACCCACUCUUUUUCUACCUAUAAAACCAAGUCUUCUCUUCCAAAAAAUUUCAAACCAACAAUUAUCACAAGUACUUCAAGAGUUAAAGAUUUUGGAAGCAAAAUUCAUUAGAAAGAAAAAAAGAAAAAAAUUAAAUAUGGGGAGAGCUCCAUGUUGUGACAAAGCAAGCGUGAAAAAAGGUCCAUGGUCACCAGAAGAAGAUGCAACACUCAAGGCAUAUAUUGAAGAACAUGGCACUGGUAACAAUUGGAUUGCUCUUCCCCAAAAAAUAGGGCUUAAGAGAUGUGGGAAGAGUUGCAGGCUGAGAUGGCUCAAUUACUUGAGACCUAAUAUUAAACAUGGUGGAUUUACUGAAGAAGAAGACAAUAUCAUUUGCAACCUCUACAUUAGUAUUGGCAGCAGGUGGUCUAUAAUAGCUGCACAACUUCCUGGAAGAACCGACAAUGAUAUCAAGAACUAUUGGAACACUAGACUGAAGAAGAAAUUGCUUGGAAAAAGAAAACAAUCUCAAAUGAACAGAUUAUUGCUUGCUAGUGGUGGCCAAGAUCUUAAGGAACCAAAUGGAUUAGAAGAAAAUUCGUUAUUACAAAACCUAAGCAACUCGGCUCUUGAAAGGCUUCAACUUCAUAUGCAACUUCAAACCCUACAAAACCCUCUUUCUUUCUAUAAUAAUCCAUCACUUUGGCCUAAGUUAACCCCUCUUCAACAAAAAAUGAUCCAAACCCUACAAGCUAAUGGCACAAAUGAGAACCAAUCACCCCUUUUCGCGCCGAUGAAUCCUAGUGAAAACCAAGCUCGUGAUCAUGAAUUAGGGCAGAAAGUUGGGAUCAAUGAAUUUGCUAGUACCAUGAGUACUACUAGAUUCAAGGUGAAUGAAUUAGUGGAAAAAAGUCCAAUUGAUGACUUUAACAACAAUAAAAAAAAUGCUCUUGACACAAACAUAGGGCAAGAAAACACUAGAGAAAUCCAGAUUCAGGGUGUUCAGGGGUUUAGUCAGCUAGAGAUCGAUGACCUGAUACUCAACAACAAAGGAUCGGUAGGCCUGAAUUUGCCUUCAGAGAAUCAACAGAUAGCCGAAUUCGACUGUUUUAAGGAGAUGGAUGAUGGAUCAAGGGACAAUUUGGCAUGGUGGUCUAAUGAUUUUGACACAAAUACGGCUUCUUCAUCAAAUUCUUGGGGUUCAUCUUCAAAUAUUCUUCAUAACACUCAUGAAGGGAUGUAUCAUCAAGAUUAUGCACUAGGAUAUAAUUUGCAGUGACAGAUAGUUAUGAGGGUGUAGAGAGGCAUUUGAUAAUAUUGAAAGGGGGAAUAGGGAAAGCUUGUGGGUAAAUUAAAGUUUGUUGUAAAUUUUUGUGUGAAUAAUGCUUUCUCUUUGUCAUCUUGCCAUAUAACUUGUAUGACGUGACUGUCAGUUAAUAUUUCCUUUUUGUUAUCUCUUAAUGUAAAACAUAUGCUAGUAUUAUCCA
Molecule: messenger RNA, 1493 nt
Organism: Lycium ferocissimum
Lineage: Eukaryota; Viridiplantae; Streptophyta; Magnoliopsida; Solanales; Solanaceae
Product: transcription factor MYB36
Exons: 3
Coding region: 164-1285 (373 amino acids)
Source: RefSeq, a predicted model, not a curated record